CACUUGAUUUCAUUGUUGUGAAACAAAAUGGCGAUUUGUGUUGAUUGUUGAGUGAGACCUGAGACGCAGUGUAACACGAAAGAGACCAUAGUCAACGUACUCAAAGAACAUACAUAAAGUGUAUACUGGGAACACGGCAGCUGUCAGCCAAUGUCAAAGAAAGAUCGCAAGCGUGUGCUGGCCCAGAUCUGGGGCACCCCUACAAGCCAUGACAUCGACAUGGUAGACGAGGGGGACCAGAUCGUUGUGUUCUCGAAUUAUCGGGGCAUCAUCAACUGGUGGAUGGAGAUCUUUAAAACAUACUACCCAAACAUCAAAUGCAGAGAGAAAGGUGAUGUGAUCAAAAUCAAGCCCACCGUGGGAGUGACCAUUAAGCUCAACAAAACAACAAAACUGAUGAGAGUCAGCGGGAAGGACCAUUGGCCGUGGUUUGUCGACACGUUUGAAGCCUUGCUGGAGGUGGGCAAUGGUGAUGCCAUUGAGCUCCCAAGUGAUGGCGGGUCUGUCUCGGAAAACUCUGUCACUCGCUACCUGCAGCUCAACAAGGAGGACGAAGAGGUGCAAGAUUUACUGGACCGCAUUCCCGACGGCGGGGGUAUCAUGCAUCACGAGUUUAUCAUGCGAUUGUGGAAGACCCUGCUGGACGACUGGUUCGGUGUGGGGGCCAAUGUCUUUGUGGUCACUCCCAGGAUCGACUCGGAGCGGCUCUUCACCAUCAUGCUGCUCAUGAUCAGAAAUAAAGGCACGGGUUUUAAGGUCACUCUGAUGACUCCUUUCAAACAGGACGGGGAUCGCUUCGAUAAAAUCAUGGACAAAACGAAAAGGCGAAUGAAGGAGGUGAAAACGGCUCAGGACUCUCGACUGGUCUCCGACGUGAAGCUGCAGUGGGUGAUAAACACGCUGGAGAUCAAGCACGAGGACUUCUCCACCAACUUCGUGGCAGCCUACAAGGAUGAGGAGGCCGAGGUGCUCACGACGACCGCCCACUUCCACAAAGCUCACUUCCACCACCAGCAGAAGGACAACGUCUGCUACAACCGGCUCAGUCCGCACGAUCUCAGGAAAAAUUACCUCUUACCGCUCGACAUUGGGAGCAACGUUCUCUGAGACAAACAAUGUCCUUGUCCAGACCCACUUUUUAGUUGUGAGUUCCUAAAAUUUCCUUGAAAAACCCUCCCAGCCGCACGACGUACAAUGAAAUUGCUCGCUCGCUCACACACAGCUCACUAUUGGUCGCUUUUAAGCACAAGGGGGCUGUCCCGAAAAAUGCUGUUUUGAAACAAUCGAAGGUCAAGAAAGUUUGUUCUGUUUCUUUGACUCUUUGCCUACUGAAUUUUUUUCUGAGUUCGGACUGAAUUAUUUCCCCUAAAAACUUUACAGACCUAGGGUAUAUCAUAAAAACAGUCAUAACUUCACUAAAAAUGUAGCCAUCUCUUUAGUUUUGGUCAGAAAUCAAAGGAAAAUGAAUGAACUGUCACAAUAAAUUUAAUUUCAUGCUAAAUAAAUUUAAAUAAAGAAACGACAAGGAGUGAAAGAGAGGGAUCUUUCCGGCAACGAUAAAAAUAACAUAAAAAUUCAAAACUAACCUCCAAAUAAUGCUUUUAUUCUGCUGCUAUCCCAGGUAUCCUCCAGUAGAGCAAACUGCAUCCAAUAUCCAAUAAAUAACAGUUGGAAUCAUGUUGAUAGGUCCACAUUUGUAAAAGUUAUAUCCAUUUUAGUGUCGUUGGGUGAAAAUGCAUAAUUUAUAAAAAUUAGUCGAAACCAGAAAAGAACAACAAUACUACUCUAUACAAUUGUGUACAGUUCUAUCAUCCCUCAUCUCUGCAUGGUUAUUUUUUCAGUAUUAUUUGUCUGGUACAACGGGAAGCAUUUUUGGGGCACAGGUGAGGUUGGUUGGUGCAGCCUGUACAAAAAUAGCUGGUGCGUUUCCUUUUCCGAGACGUGCUGCAGUAGGCACAAUUGACAUCUCCCCCAUCAAAGUCAGUCAAAUGUUGUCCUUGUGCCCUCUCAGUUGGAGUGCCUUCUGGUCUUCUCCCCUUUUGUGGUGCGGGGAGAAUAGCAAGAUGACUUAUGCAUAGCUGCCCACUGUCCCGGGCCAUCCGUAUUUUGUACAGAUUUUCUUGAAAAAUCGCUGUUGUCCCGGAAAUACGGAUUUUGACCGGCGGUCCCGGAAAAUAAAAACUUGGCAAGCAUACUUCUUAAACAGAAAAAUUAGCCUUCUGUUGCUGAGGAAAAUGACGAAAAUUCGAGAGAGUUGGCAGGUGUGCAGAUCCGACAAAGUCAGCUGAUACGCAUGCGCAGCGCUCGGCCUCUUCAUUCGUUUGAAAAGAUGGCGUCAAAACGUUCGGCGAUGCGUUCUAAGUCCGACUCUGGACCAAGUAAAGCAAAUAAACCGAAAAGGCAGCAAGUUUUUCUUGACUAAUACAAGGUGUCCCUGAUAAUUAGUCAAUGUCCCUGAUUUUGAGCAAGGCUGUCCCUGACCAGACCAUCAAUGAUUUAUUUAUAGAGGCACCAGCCAUCCAUGUCCAGGUGCUGUUUUAGCCGAAGGCUGUCCCUGAUAGCCACAGAGAGGGGUGGGGAGCUAUGCUUAUGCUUGCAGCCACAUCAGUCAAUUCCUUGAUAAGUAUGUCUUGAACUGUGCAAGUGGCAUUUGCUUUGUCUCUGUUGGACGUGAGAGUUUGAACAGUAUGUGCAAAUUUACCUGGGCCACUUCAGUCAUCCAGGCAAACACUUUUUUACACCAUUUCUUGGUGUUACGAGAAUGAGUGCCAUAAUAUGAGAUGAGUUGAUCUAUUCGAUCGCACCCAUUCAUCUUCAUGUUAUGGUCUUGCACCAUGAUCGGCUUUUCCACUGGUUGCCCAACUUCCUGCACAGUCACCAUGCCAGCCGUAACUAUGCGUAGACACCAGAAUGCUUGGCUUUUUAGCUAUUUUGUCCCUCCAGCUAGCUACGAGCACCUUAGAGUUUUUAUCCUUGUAGAAAACUACUUCUCUCUGUGAGCAAGUGUUUGUGUUUUGAGCUGAGGUGGAAAGCCCUUUCGGUUGACUUGAAGGGUUCCGGUGUAAUUGAAGUUUUUCUCCUGGAGGUCUUUGAGGAGUGCAGCAGAUGUAUAAAACCUGCCUGCAUAGAUGUGAUGGUGAGGCUUCAAUGGUUCCAGCAAUUUGUCAAAAACCUACACUGCAUGGGCUGAUGUUGGGUCCACUUCUGGUCGGUACAAUGUUCCCGUUCCGAAAUAAA
Aplysia californica (California sea hare) is the source of this 3237-nucleotide messenger RNA. RefSeq lists its product as uncharacterized. Bases 151 to 1107 code for a protein of 318 amino acids. The record is from RefSeq and is a predicted model, not a curated record. The transcript is spliced from 5 exons. NCBI's taxonomy places the organism in Eukaryota, Metazoa, Mollusca, Gastropoda, Aplysiida, Aplysiidae.